AUGGCUUCCAAAGAAGGAUCACUUACCAAUUCCAGUCAAAGCAUGUCUAUCAACACUCUAGCAGAUCAAGUGUCUUCGAGUCUGUCUUUCGCCGAUCCAAGCAGUGACAGCAAAACCGGUAAUAACAACAACAAGAUCAGCGAGCAAGGAGAGAGUGGGAAGAGUAGCACUUGCAGACCGAGCACAAGCAGUGACAUUAGCGAUGAGAGCACUUGCAGCAGCUUUAGUAGCAGCAUCAACAAACCUCACAAGGCCAACGAUGUGAGAUGGGAAGCUAUUCAAGCUGUUAGAACGAAGCAUGGAGGUUUGGGGUUGAACCAUUUUAGGCUGUUGAAGAGGUUAGGAUGUGGCGAUAUCGGAACUGUUCAUCUCGCUGAGCUGAACGGAACAAGGUGUUACUUUGCGAUGAAGGUGAUGGACAAAACAGCUUUGGCUAGCCGGAAAAAGCUUCUCCGAGCUCAAACCGAGAGAGAGAUCUUGCAGUGUCUUGAUCACCCGUUUCUCCCUACGUUGUAUAGUCAUUUCGAAACAGAGAAGUUCUCUUGCUUGGUUAUGGAGUUUUGCCCUGGAGGUGACUUGCAUACGCUGCGACAGAGACAGCCUGGCAAACGCUUCACUGAGCAAGCAGCAAAGUUUUAUGUAGCGGAGGUGCUUCUUGCAAUGGAGUAUCUACACAUGCUUGGGAUCAUCUACCGUGAUCUGAAACCAGAGAACGUUCUUGUGAGAGAAGAUGGACACGUGAUGCUUUCGGACUUCGAUCUCUCCCUGAGAUGUACCGUGAGCCUCUCAAUAGUCAGAUCAACCAAUGGAUCGGAAGGCUUGUCAAAGAGUUCGGUUUCUUGCUCGCAGCAGCCUUCUUGCAUCCAGCAACCUUCUUGCAUCUCAAUGGCGCCAACUUCUUGCUUCGGCCCUCGGUUCUUCUCAUCUAAAUCAAAGAAAGACAAGAAACCGAAGACCGAUAACGGGAACCACCAGGUGACUCCGUUACCAGAGCUCGUUGCGGAGCCUACAAGCGCACGUUCCAUGUCUUUUGUUGGCACGCAUGAGUACUUAGCUCCGGAGAUCAUCAAAGGUGAAGGACAUGGAAGCGCGGUUGAUUGGUGGACUUUUGGGAUCUUUCUUUAUGAGCUACUGUUUGGUAAAACACCGUUUAAAGGCUCAGGGAAUAGAGCAACGCUCUUCAACGUCGUUGGUCAGCCUCUGAGGUUCCCGGAGUCUCCGGUUGUCAGCUUUGCAGCUAGGGAUUUGAUAAGGAGCUUGCUUGUCAAGGAGCCACAGCAUAGGUUAGCUUAUAAGCGUGGAGCAACGGAGAUAAAGCAGCAUCCUUUCUUUGAAGGAGUGAAUUGGGCUUUGGUCCGGUGUGCGAGUCCACCGGAGAUUCCUAAACCGGUUGAUCUUGAACCGGUUUAUCCUGCUACUCCUGCUGUACCGGCUGCUGCAUCGACGAGUGUGAGAUCUGAUCAGAGCAAUUAUCUAGAGUUUGAUUUCUUCUGA
Microthlaspi erraticum is the source of this 1494-nucleotide messenger RNA. The record is from the annotation of a GenBank genome assembly. Lineage: Eukaryota; Viridiplantae; Streptophyta; Magnoliopsida; Brassicales; Brassicaceae.